Messenger RNA from Lactuca virosa, 387 nucleotides. Lineage: Eukaryota; Viridiplantae; Streptophyta; Magnoliopsida; Asterales; Asteraceae. The record is from the annotation of a GenBank genome assembly.
AUGGUGCUAGAAAUUGUGACUUCUAUGGGGUUAUUGUUUGUGGGUAUUGCUGUUUUGGUCAUAAUUCAUGUAUGUUUAGCUGGGAGGAGAUCAAGGAUGAAUCAAGAAGGCAUUGGGAGUAGUACUUUGGUGCAAAGGAGUAGUAUCAUGUCAAAAGAUGAUAUAAAGAAUCUUCCAUGGUAUGAUUAUCAAGAAGAUGUAGAAAAAGGAGCUGAGUGUGUUGUGUGUUUGGAGGGUUUUAAGGGUGGUGAUAAGUGUAGAUUGUUGCCAAACUGUAGACAUACUUUUCAUGCUAAUUGUAUUGAUUCAUGGCUCAUUAAGACUGGUGCUUGUCCACUUUGUAGGACUUGUGUUGAUUUGGGGGGAAAUUGUGGAGGAAAAAAUUGA